AUGGUCCCUCAGACCAAUGGCCAUCACUAUCCUCGUUCGCCAGAAGACGUUAGCAUAGACGCUAUGGCGCGUAUACAGACGCAAAUGUCCCACAACAGUGGCGCCUUAGCUGCGCACACCCGCGACAUUAGGCUUCAACAGGAGAAGAUGGACCAGACAGAAGAGGCACUGCGUCUACAAUACCAUGCCAAGUUUCUUCAGCAAAACGAGCAUAUCAAAAAGGUGGAGGCGCUGGCCGAAAGAUUACAAAGUGAGAUGCAAGGCAUGCACCUUGCCAUGCAAAACAUCAAUCGUGAGUUAUAUACGAUGAGGAUGGAGAGGCAAUCAGGAGUUUCGGCUACGCCCCAUGCCGCUCCAUCUUUCGCGGCUCAGAAUGCAGCAUUAGAGCAAAUGGCGCAGCAGAUGAAUGUUUUGUCGCACAAGGCGAGCGAUGUAGAUCUUCUCAGUACUACUAUCGAGAUCAUGAAGGGUAAAAUUUAUCGACUCGAAGAGCGCGCCGGACCUGAGCCCUCGCAAGCACCGCCAUAUACGUAUCAGGCACCGCAAGCAUCGAUGGCACGCCCACCUCACUCGCAUCAGAGUACACCAACGAUGACGCCGAGCACCAGAGCACCCCAACCAGUAACCAAUGGCCAGCCACAACAAUUGUCGUUCGUCGCUCCCUCCACUACGGCGACACCUAUGAGCGCGCCGAAUCCCACAAGCGCCGGUCCCACUGGAAGUCAGGCUGGCGGAUGGGCUACCAUCAACGCGGGAGUGAAACGAACACAUCAGAACGGCGUUGAGAAUCCACAGGAGGCCAACACUCAAGCACCCGGUUCGCCCAAGAGGCAGAGGCUUGUUGAUGCUGGUCCUUCAGGUUACACGGCUUCGCAACAAACUCCCAUGACAGACCAUCGCUUUCAGACGCCUACGAUACCGUCCCAACAAACUGUACCUGAAUCUGUUCUCGGGUCGCAAUCGCAACAGUCUUCCUACGCCCCUUACGCCACACAAGAUGGCCCUUCAGACGCCAGCUGGCAACCCGAGUCGCAGCGUAUGAUUGAGCAUCGACCGCGUGGGCGUCGUGGCGGAGGUCCCGGAAGUCGGGGUGGCAGAGUCAGGAAGAGUAUGCCAGCCCACGGUACACUCGGAACCCCUGAUUGGGAAAGGCCUGAUUGGCAAGGUGUUCCCGAUUCUCAGAUCAGUCCGUCCGGAUACUACCAACACGUUCCGCAACCAGGACGAGGGGGUAUUGCGCGGCGAGGCAGUGGCGGUGGGGGUGGUCGUGGCGGUUACCCUACCAGCGACCGUGCUAGCAGUCUAGGUCUACAAGGUGUGACAGCUGCUAUGAGCUUCGGAUCGCCGGGUGACAUGUUUGGAUCGGCAAAAAAGACGCGCACCAAGCCCAUUAGGAAUGCAGAUGGAGUCUUGAUUCGCAAAGACGGCCGUCCAGACAUGCGCUCACAAUCCUCAGCGGCUAACCUCCGCAAGGUGCAUUCACGCAACGAAGGCGAAGCAAGCCACUCACCCACUGGCUUCACACCCACCAACCAUCAAUAUGCGGCCUCAGCCAAUGCACCGGACACGCCGAGUCCAAGCGGCUACGCAGCGGACCCAAGCGCCAGCGAUAAGCACAAUGCGAUAAUGGGCAAGAUGUUUCCCGCUGGUGUCGACGCAGCACGGAAACAACAAGACUACACUCGUCAAGUCUUUGAAGAAAACACCGAUCAUACCGUCCACCCACGGUCGCAGAACCACGCCCCCGCAACAAAGGCGGCAGUCCAGAUCAAGAGAGAGCAGGUUGAGCGGAACCGAAUCUCCGAGACACAAAGUCCACGGGUGCAGGAAACAGACGUCGACAUGGAUACAGGGGAAGAUCACGCAGACGACGAGCGUCAGACGCCUGAGGAAGGUGGUGUAGAUCCCGAGGACCAGACUCAGGAUAUGAACAUGCAGGAAGAGCGCGGCACCAGAGCUGCCUCACACACCAGUCCGGAAGAUGAGGCAGCUGGAAAACCGCGUAAAUUCAACUAG
This is a messenger RNA of Alternaria incomplexa, 2016 nucleotides long. RefSeq lists its product as uncharacterized. Bases 1 to 2016 code for a protein of 671 amino acids. The transcript has a single exon. NCBI's taxonomy places the organism in Eukaryota, Fungi, Ascomycota, Dothideomycetes, Pleosporales, Pleosporaceae. The record is from RefSeq and is a predicted model, not a curated record.